AUCCAGUCAUUAGGGUUCGUAAUUGUAGGGUUUUUGAAUACGCCGCAUAUAUAAACCUGCAUUUUCUUCUUUGUAUAGCCUUCUAAGCAGAGCAAGGAGAGGUAAGGGGAAAGAAGUGUAGCUCCGAACUCUAAGCAAUGGCUCCUAAGACAAGAACUCCGAAGGUUAACAGAAACCCAGAUCUCGUGCGAGGAAUUGGUAAGUACUCGAGGUCUCAGAUGUACCACAAGAGAGGCUUAUGGGCUAUCAAAGCCAAAAACGGCGGCGUCUUCCCUAAGCACGACCCUAAACCUAAGCCAGCUGCUCCCGCUGAAAAGCCACCCAAGUUCUACCCUGCUGAUGAUGUUAAGAAACCUUUGCUUAACAAGCGAAAACCCAAACCUACCAAGCUCAGGGCUAGUAUCACUCCAGGUACUGUUUUGAUCAUUCUUGCUGGAAGGUUCAAGGGCAAGAGAGUCGUGUUCCUUAAGCAGCUUUCUUCUGGGUUGCUUUUGAUCACUGGGCCAUUUAAGAUUAAUGGGGUCCCUCUGAGGAGAGUGAACCAAUCUUAUGUAAUUGCAACUUCUACGAAGGUUGAUAUCUCUGGGGUUAAUGUUGACAAGUUUGAUGACAAAUUCUUUGCCAAGCAAGCUGAGAAGAAGAAAAAGAAGGGAGAGGGCGAGUUCUUUGAGGCCGAGAAAGAUGAAAAGAAUGUUCUUCCACAAGAAAAGAAGGAUGAUCAAAAGACUGUGGAUGCUGCAUUGAUUAAAUCAAUUGAGGCUGUUCCAGAAUUGAAGGCUUAUUUAGCUGCUAGAUUUUCUCUCAAGGCAGGAAUGAAGCCCCAUGAACUUGUCUUCUAGACUGGAAAAAAGUGUUAGGAUUGUGUUUCCAUGACUUUUUUGAAUAGUGGUUGUACUGUUUCAUUUUUGGCAAUAGACGGAUUUAUGAACUUAUAUGACUAUGAAUUGUCCAAGGGAUUUUUCCUUUUUCCCA
Ricinus communis (castor bean) is the source of this 972-nucleotide messenger RNA. RefSeq names its product 60S ribosomal protein L6. Gene Ontology annotation, molecular function: RNA binding; structural constituent of ribosome. The coding region runs from base 138 to 839 and encodes 233 amino acids. The transcript is spliced from 4 exons. Gene Ontology annotation, biological process: ribosomal large subunit assembly; cytoplasmic translation. Lineage: Eukaryota; Viridiplantae; Streptophyta; Magnoliopsida; Malpighiales; Euphorbiaceae. The record is from RefSeq and is a predicted model, not a curated record. Gene Ontology annotation, cellular component: cytosolic large ribosomal subunit; ribosome.